This is a messenger RNA of Hemibagrus wyckioides, 3727 nucleotides long. It is a transcript of the gene dusp10, whose product is annotated as dual specificity phosphatase 10. The coding region runs from base 186 to 1571 and encodes 461 amino acids. Gene Ontology annotation, cellular component: cytosol; cytoplasm. Lineage: Eukaryota; Metazoa; Chordata; Actinopteri; Siluriformes; Bagridae. The transcript has 4 exons. Gene Ontology annotation, molecular function: MAP kinase tyrosine/serine/threonine phosphatase activity; protein tyrosine/threonine phosphatase activity. Gene Ontology annotation, biological process: protein dephosphorylation; negative regulation of JUN kinase activity. The record is from RefSeq and is a predicted model, not a curated record.
GUGAAAAUGCUCCGAGGAAGAGCUGCUGGAGCUGCUGGAGCUGCUGGAAUCAUCUGAGGAGUGGAUCAGCAGCUUCUCAGGCGCCUUUAAAACAUCAGCGAGGAUCCCGUAGUGUUCAUAAAACACACCAAAGAUUGACCAGCUGGGUUCCUUGUUGUCUGCCAGCCUUGCUCUGUGGUUUACCCAUGCCUCCAUCCUCCCUCGAUGACAGAUUUGUGGUGCCGUUCCAAUUUUAUCUGGACACAACCUACCUGGAAGCCACCGUGGGCACCAUUGUGGUGGAGAUCCAGGUGACCAACCUUACUUAUAUGCCCUCAUCCAGCAGCUCCACCCGUUCCCUGACGUGUGGAUGCAACAGUGCCAGCUGUUGCAUGGUGAGCACUUACGAAAAAGACAGCCAGACGCAGACCCUGACCCAAACACCAAGCCAGGUCAGUACAAGUAGCCCCAACUUGAACUCCGGCGUCAACUAUGGCGGGCACGGAGUUUUCUCCAGGCCGACGGUGGGCCAGACUGAAACCUACAGUGCACCCAGUCUCACUUCUAGCACACCCAGAGCCGGCGUGCGUAUCAUCCACCCGAGCGAGCUGGCUCAGAAGAUGACCUAUUGCCCCACAGGUCAUCCAGUAGGGCCUCUGCCCAUGAUAAUAGACUGUAGACCCUUUAUGGACUACAACAAGAGCCAUAUCCGAGGUGCUGUGCAUAUUAACUGCUCAGACAAGAUCAGCCGCCGGCGUCUGCAGCAGGGCAAGAUCACUGUGCUGGAUCUCAUUUCCUCUCACCAGAGCAAAGACUCCUUUAGGGGGAUUUUUUCAAAAGAGAUCAUUAUUUAUGAUGAAAGGACACUGGACCCAGCUCGACUCUCAGCCUCUCAACCUUUGAGUGUAGUUCUGGAGUCUCUACGAAGGGAUGGAAGGGACCCAAUGGUUCUCCGAGGUGGAAUCUCCAGCUUCAGACAGAGUUAUGAGGACUUAUGUGAGGACUCCCUACAACAUCAGGAGGGUCACGAUGGUGGUGCAGCUGUUGCCCUUUCAGGGGCACUACCUCACACGCUGCCCUCCAGCCCUGACAUUGAGAAUGCUGAGCUGACAACAAUCCUGCCCUUCCUGUAUCUGGGCAAUGAGCGUGAUGCACAGGACCUUGACCAAAUGCAAAGGCUGAACAUUGGGUACAUCCUGAAUGUUACCACACACCUCCCGCUAUACCUCUAUGACCUUGGGAUGUUCAAGUAUAAACGCUUACCUGCCACCGACAGCAACAAGCAGAACCUGCGACAGUACUUUGAAGAAGCAUUUGAAUUUAUAGAAGAAGCUCACCAGGCAGGCCAGGGUCUGCUCAUUCACUGCCAGGCGGGUGUGUCACGGUCUGCCACUAUCGUUAUUGCGUACCUGAUGAAACACACGUGGAUGACCAUGACGGAUGCCUACAAGUUCGUCAAGAUGCGAAGACCGAUCAUCUCGCCCAACCUCAACUUUAUGGGCCAGCUCCUUGAGUUUGAAGAAGAUCUCAACAAUGGCAUCACUCCUCGCAUUCUCACACCCAAGCUGACCGGAGUAGAGACCAUCGUAUAGAUCUGAGAUCCUUUUUUUUUUCACUGGAAGGCUGUCUGUGAAUGGGAUGCAUGCCUGAACAGCUGAAGAUUUAUUUGUUUUUUUUUUUGCUUCAGCAUGGAUUUUGAAGAUGCACGUGUCUUCUUUCUUCUCUAUACUGUUUUUACUGUACCACUAUGACGAGCCUGACGUGGCUUCACUGUGCAAUACUUUGAGUAAAGAAUGCGAGCAUCUGGAUCUCUGCAGUAGGUGAUGUGAACACCUUUGCAGGUCUCUAUGUACAAGAUUCUUUCUAUUUUUUUAUUAUAAUUCUAUUACGUUCAGUUGAAUGUAAAGCCAAUGUUCUUGGCAUGAACCUUUCAUUAGAUUUUUUUCAAACAUUAUGGAAGGUUUCUGUCUGUAUAUCAUACAUACCAAAUAAUAGAACUUUGAUCAAAACUCAAAGGCUGUGUGUUUGUGUAUCUGACAUAUGAAAUACACCAUAUUGCCAAACGUUUUGGGACACCCCUGUACAUCGAGUUCAGGUGUUGAUUUUCAGGGGUUGUGCUCGACCCCCCUCUUAAUGCUUCAGCUUUAUACCAAGACAUUUUGGACAAUUCCAUGCUCUUUGUGGGAACAGUUUGGGGAUGACCCCUUCCUGUUCCAACAUGACUGCACACCAGUGCACAAAGCAAGGUCCAUAAAGACAUGGAUGAGCGAGUUUGAUGUCCAAACUGCUUACAGAGUCCUGACCUCAACCCCAUAGAACACCUUUGGUAUGAAUUAGAGCGGAGACUGCGAGCCAGGUCUUCUUGUCCAACAUCAGUGCCUGACCUCACAAAUGCACUUCUUCUAGAGGAAUGGUCAAAAAUUCCCAUAAACACACUCCUAAACCUUGUGGAAAGCCUUCCCAGAAGAGUUGAAGCUGUUAUGGCUGCAAAGGGUGGGACAACUCCAUAUUACAUUCAUGUGCAUGGAAAGGCAGAUGUCCCAAAACUUUUGGCAAUAUAGUGUAAGUCCAGAUGAGAAAUCUAUGCUGCAUGAACACCUGAGACGUGAAGAUUAAUAGUCAACUAUCGUCCUCUUUAACUGUUACAUGAUCUUUAUCAAAUACUGUGGAUUUGAAUUACACUGUUAACUAAAUAUUGCUCUUAAUAUCAUCUUUUUUUGUGUGCGUGUGUGUGAAUGUAAGAGAACAUCUGAAAGGUUACGGUCUGCUUUUCCAUCAUUAUCUCUGACCUCUAACUGGGAGAGUAGCCAAAAGGUUACAGGAGAGUUGUUUAAUCAGUAAUAAAUAUCGGUAAAUCUAUUAUUUGUUAUAAAUCUAUUAUAAAGUUUCUCUGGUGGUGUUUUGGGUUCUAACAUCUCUCCUGACUUCCUGUUUUCUUUCCUGUUCUUUUAGUGUACAGGAAGAAAUUUGGAAAAUACUUUCCUCCUCAGGAGCUUUACUUUCUCUACAUUAUUAUAUUCAGACUUUUUUUUCUUUAUCCAAAUGACAUUAUAAGAUUAUAAAUCAUUUCAGAAGACACAGCACGAGUUAAAGUCGUUUGUAUUUCCCAACACUGUGGCGUUUUAUUUAAAAUAAAUUUACAUAUGCAAGUAGUACAACAGACAUAAAACACAGGAAAUGAGAUGUUCAGAAAUAAGCAGAAGCUUCAGAAAUGAUCCCGAUGGAAUGCCGAGACUCUGUACUGUGUGUUAUUGUAGGGCUAAAUCAGUGUAAAAUGCAUUUAUCUUACAUUUGUAUUCAAAACAUAUAAUACGAGAUAUUUUCAAAAUGUCUUUUGGUUCUGAUUGUUCACUCGGUGUAUAUACUUUACAUUUUAUUCAUUUUUCAUGAAAUACUCUCUAAACCGUUUACUUUUUCUCUAAACAAAUAUUUUCUGGAGUGUUUACAUUGCCUUGCUGUUUUAUACACGCUGUUAUACGGACAUUUUAUGAGAAUGAAAGAGUGUUGGAUUUGUCAUCAUUGCGUCUCGUUCUGUCUGUGCGUUCCAUCAUUCAUGACAUCAUUCAGCUCGGUUCUCGCACUGGCUCAGAAAAACAAGGUGCUAUAUUAACGGAGGCCUUCGAAACCUUACCUGUGAUACCCUCUGGUACGAUAUUUUCUUUCCCCAAAUUGUUUAUAGUUAUUUUCUCUCAUAUGAUUUGGAAAUAAAACAAGAACAAAAACUGUAUAAUGGACUACUGUGAUUUUU